CUUUGUGGAGGUACUGCGCAGCCAUGGCGGCGGCGGGUCCCCUGAAGGAGCUCUGCGAGGAGGCCUCUUGCUCCGUCUGCCUGGACUAUUUCCAGGACCCGGUGACCAUCGCCGAGUGCGGCCACAACUUCUGCCGGGCCUGCCUGAAUCGCAGCUGGGGGGAGCCGGGGGCCUCGUCCGAGCCUUCCUGCCCCCAGUGCAGGGGAAGAGCUCAGCCCAAGAACCUCCGCCCCAACCUGCAGCUGGCCAACUUUGUGGAAAUAAUCAAAAGAUUCGCUCUGCAGGAGGGGAAAGAGGCCGGUGCGAAUGGGCAGCUGUGCCUGAAGCACCAGGAGUUCCUGAGGUCUUCCCGCAAAGACGACGAAGCCCCCCUCUGCAUGAUGUGUGGCAUAGCCGAGGAGCACAAAGAGGUGAGUCCUCUGGAGGAGGCUGCCCGAGAAAAGAGGGCAAGUAAGAAAUCUGGGCAUCUGGAUGCGGAAUGGCUGGAGAUUCUUCUUGGCUUCUCUGUCGUAGACUCAGUCCAGUGA
This is a messenger RNA of Gekko japonicus, 527 nucleotides long. Its product is annotated as tripartite motif-containing protein 7-like. The record is from RefSeq and is a predicted model, not a curated record. NCBI's taxonomy places the organism in Eukaryota, Metazoa, Chordata, Lepidosauria, Squamata, Gekkonidae. The transcript has a single exon. The coding region runs from base 24 to 527 and encodes 167 amino acids.